AUGUACGUGGCAUUAGGAGGUUUCUUGGGGGCUGCAGGCUUUUUCCGACGACACAUCGCCAAUUUGCUAAAAUGGCAGCUCCAAACCCAGAUUGAGCAACCCUUUGAAGUGCACUGUGAUGCUUCAAAGAUUGCCAUUGGUGCUUGUCUCUUGCAACGAGAUUCUAGCGGUAUAUCACAUGCCAUAGCAUAUUUUUCCAGGAAAAAGAAUAGCCCAGAAACGCGAUAUAGUGCAACAGAUAGCGAGGCCCUGGCAGUUGUUGAGGCAGUUAGAGCAUUUGACCCUUAUGUUUAUGCACUAAACUUUGAGAUUGUCUAUAAGCAGGGAUCACAUUAUGUCCCAGAUAUGAUAUCACGAGCCUCUACAGUUGCUGUGAAUGCUACCGAAAUUUUGGAAGACAAUGAUCCAGCUGUCUUACGAAGUGAACAGAUGAAAGAUCUUACCUGGGCUCAGACUAUUGAAUAUCUCGAGGGUGGAACCCUGCCAGUCACAAAAUUACCAACCUCUGUAGCCGAGUUUGAAGUCGCCAAUGGUGUCUUAUAUCAUCUGCAGAACAAUAAUGACCGCAUUCUUCGACAGGUUGUUGUGCCUCGGCAGUUGAGGGAUUCUGCUUUGAGACUAGCCCACGCUUCCCCUCUUGCAGCCCAUCCCGGAAUUUUUAGGACAUAUAACAAGGCAAAAUCUAUGUUUUUCUUCCCGAACAUGCUGUCUUAUACUAAGCAGUUUGUAAAAUCAUGUCCAGAUUAUAAGAGGGCUGAAACCAUUGCUGUAGCAAUUAUUGAUAACUUUAUUACAGUAUAUGGACCACCGAUGGAGUUGCAGACUGACGGCGGGGCAGAAUUCAACAACCUUCUGGCCGCUGUUUGCACUGAAUUACAGGUGAAAUUCAAACUAACUCUCCCAUAUCACCCUCAAGCUAAUGGCAUAGUAGAGAGAACUAACCGGGUGGUUAAAGAAGCAUUAUCUGCCCUCUGUGGUCAUGCAGCAUAUUAUUGGGAUGAAGUUCUGCGGCAGGUGAGGUUCGCUCUAAACACCUCCAUUCAUAGGUCAGUCAUGGACCAGCCUUUGCAUUUAUUUCAAGGCCACCCAGUUGACAUGCCCGUUGGUUUAACGAUGAAACCUGUUUAUGACGAAGCUGGCCCAGAUGUCCUACGGCAUAGGCUACAGCUGGCUUGGAGUGCAGCUCAGGAAGCAUGCCAAAAAGCUAGGGCUGGAUGGACUAGGGAUUAUGACCGUAAAGUAAGAAGACAUUUGUUCCUUAAAGAAGGCUCAUUGGUUCUAACAAAAAUUCAUAGGCGUACCAAUACCUUGUCACCCCGUUGGGAAGGUCCGGCUAGAGUGCUCAAGAAACUGGGACCUGUUGUGUUUCUGGUUAAAAAAUAUUUACGGUGA
Molecule: messenger RNA, 1392 nt
Organism: Penaeus vannamei (Pacific white shrimp)
Lineage: Eukaryota; Metazoa; Arthropoda; Malacostraca; Decapoda; Penaeidae
Source: RefSeq, a predicted model, not a curated record